CAGGCUCUUGUGAAAAACAGAAUGUCCGAACAGAUCACAAUAAUUAAGGAAGAGGCUUCACAGGAUAUUUCCUAGAAUGAAGAAAUGUUGAACGCAGAGAAAACAAACCUGACUGGCAUCACAGAAUUUAUCCUCUUGGGGUUGGGGAACCCCUCUGAGUUGCAACCUCUUCUUUUCUUGCUUUUCCUGAUAAUUUAUCUUGUGACAAUAAGUGGGAACCUCCUUAUUAUUGUGCUGGUUGUAGCUGACCAACAUCUUCACAUCCCCAUGUACUUCUUCCUGGGGAAUUUGUCCUGCCUGGAAACCUUCUACUCCUCAACUAUCUUGCCAAAAAUGUUGAGCAGUUUUUUAACUGGGGACAGAAUUAUUACCAUGGGUGGAUGCCUAGCCCAAUAUUAUUUCUUUGGUUCUUUUGCAGCUACUGAAACUUAUCUCCUUGCAGCAAUGUCUUAUGACCGUUAUUUGGCAAUAUGUAAACCUUUGCUCUAUGCUUCUAUUAUGAGUAGGAAAUUAUGUUUCCAGCUUAUCAUUGGGGCAUGGAUGAAUGGGUUGCUAGUUAAUGGCAUCAUGAUGUUUCUGAUUGGUGACUUAUUUUUCUGUGCCCCCAAUAUCAUUGAUCAUUAUUUUUGUGACCUGAUUCCUCUAGAAAAGCUCUCCUGUACUGAAACAAGCCGAAUUGAACUAGCUACUUUUCUUUUGGCCUUUAUUUUGACUGUCACUCCAUUUGUUCUAACACUCACUUCUUAUUUUUCCAUUAUUACCACCAUCAUAAAAAUCAAAUCCAGUACUGGGAGGCAAAAAGCUUUUUCAAGCUGUUCAUCUCAUCUCACAGUAGUUUGUCUUUUUUAUGGCACCAUUAUGAUUGUCUACAUGUUGCCAGACACACCCACCCUGAGACAUCUCAAUAAAAUCUUCUCUAUCUUUUAUACAAUUCUGACUCCUUUGGCUAAUCCUAUCAUUUACACACUACGGAAUAAAGAAGUUCACAAAGCCUUUAGUCGUGUUCAGAAUAAAUUGACAUAUUUUUGGAAGUUAUAACUAAUAGGAUCCUUUUUUCUUUAAAGAACAUCUUGAGUGGAGUUGAUAAAUGUAGAAAUGCUGUAAGAGUCACCAAAGAAAGUUUUUAUAACUAAAAUUAAUUUUGCUAUUUUUUUAUAGCCAUCCACACCAUGUAAAUUUCUUUCUAUUCACCCUACAGCUUGUGAAAUUUCACAGCCUAUCAGUUUCUACAAUUUUUUCUGUCUCCCAUCUUUUUAUAUGGAUUUUAAAACAUUUGCUAAUGUAUGUGUACAAUCUGAAUAGUUUUGUGACUAUACUCCAAUAGUUUAUGUUUAAUUCCCAUUUAUCAUGUUUUAGAAAAGUUCGUGUUAUUUUUUUCUUAUUGUAGGCUUUUAAAAAAGUUUUUAAAAUUUAGAUAUAAUUUACAUUAUAAAUAAUCAUCAUAGAACCGUGUUAUGAAAUAAUUAUCUUUUAAAUAAUUAUUUUCUAUUGUUAAUGGAUAUGUUCUGCUAUUUUGUCUUAUAACACAGCUUUGAUUGGCUUGUUUACUUCUAUUUGUUCUGGUUGCUGGUUUACUUUUUCCUAGAAAUAUUGGAAAUAAAGUGAAUAAACCGUAA
Pantherophis guttatus is the source of this 1616-nucleotide messenger RNA. Lineage: Eukaryota; Metazoa; Chordata; Lepidosauria; Squamata; Colubridae. The record is from RefSeq and is a predicted model, not a curated record.